AUGAUUGGUGUAAAUAAUCAUUAUAUUGAGAGGUUAUAUCUUGAUAAAAGGAGAAAUGAAGAAGUUUAUAUUGAUACAUGUCCACUUCCUCAGCAUCAAAUUGAUGGCAUAAGGUUUUUGUUUAGACAAUUUAAAAAUAAAAAACCGGGUAUAAUACUGAACAAUCCUGAGGGUUAUGGGAAAACUGUGCAAGUGGCACUGUUCUUAAAUGCUGUCCGUAGGAUAUUGAAGAAUCCUGUGUUAAUUCUGUGUAAAGAUGACAAGGAAGUGAAUAAAUGGAUCAACAUUUUUAAGAUGUGGACAAAAUAUACUGAGGACGAUAUAGCAGUUGAUCCUACCAAUAUCUUCGUGAAGAAGUCUAUAUUCAUCAAGAAUGCAACGGAAACAGCGGCGUAUUCCCGGCGCGAUUGGAGCGUGGUUGUGGUGAAGAACGACUUAGUGCAAAAGGACUUGUUAAAAGUGCCCUUCAACACUGCCUACAAAGUAUGGCUGACCACUAUCGAUAUGCGAAAAGACAUUCAAAUGCUGAAUGCAAUUUAUGGCUGGCUGUAUUCAGAGAAAAAAUUCAAUGUAGAAAAUUACCUGGCAUCAAAAACAAAUUAUGAAGGAUCAUUAAAUAAAUUGCUAGUGCUGGACGCAUUCCUAGAAGACAUUGUUAUAGCAAGAAAUGAUUUCAUAACGCCUUUUAAGACUGAUGAGGUUUCACCAGAAGAUGAAAUAUAUAUUUUACCAAAAAUAUCAAAGAAAAACAAAGAUGCAACUGGUACUAAAAUAAAACGCACAAAACGGAAAGUAGAAGAAGACAAUGCUAUGCAUAAUAAAACUGAAUAUACCAAUAUCAAUACUAACUCUAAGUACGAUUUAGGCGUUUCUAAUAUGGUAAUGGAUACCCAGGAUUUUAUAGACGAUUUCAAGAUAGAUACAUAUUCUAAUAGUAAUAAUAGGUUUAAGAAGAAAGGAGAUGAAGAUGAAAAAGAUGUAGAGAAGUUUAACCGUGAUAAAGAUAUAUUAGUGCAUAAGGAUUUCGAAUUUAUAAAUGAUACAAACUUGAUAGACACUAAUGGCGAAGACAUAAGUUUUGCUGAAGCCGUUAAUGACAUUAUUGAUAAUGAGAAUGAGAGAAUAUUGAAUGACAUUGGGGGACAGAGUAAAUCGAAUGGAGACUUUAGUAAUUUUAAUAAGACGGCUGAAAUACAAGUUUUGCAAGAAAAUGAGGAUAGUGAUAAUAUAAAAAGUGAAAUAAUACCCAUUGAUAUUAAUAUUAUUAAGAAUGAAAGUAUCGAAAACAGGUCUGUGCUAAUAGCAGUAUCCCCAAAUAAUGUUACAAAUAAUAAAACAAAUAUAAAAGUUGAAAUAGACAUUGAUAGUAAUAGUAAUAGUAAAAAUGACGCCACAAUACCGAAAUCACCAAAUAACAAAUCAGAAAUUGAGCACCAAAAGAAAGAAAAAACAAGGAAUGAUCUAGAUUCUAAAAUAUCCGAAAUGGAGGAGAAAGCCAUGAAAAAGUUUAAGGGUUCCAUAUUGGACAGUUUAUUUUAA
Molecule: messenger RNA, 1539 nt
Organism: Parnassius mnemosyne (clouded apollo)
Lineage: Eukaryota; Metazoa; Arthropoda; Insecta; Lepidoptera; Papilionidae
Source: the annotation of a GenBank genome assembly